ACGUGGUUAACGGUCGCGGGAAGCCGCGGAACGCGAACUUGCGGCCGAACUUGCGGAGACCUUCGCCUCGUCCCGGGACUGGCCAGUGUCCACUGGACUGACCGCGCCGCGGCCGUCGCCGUCGCCGCGUCGGGAGCUUGGAGCGCCUCGGAGCCGCCACCCCGGGUGCCGCCGCCGGCGCCGGAGCGCAGGCCUGCUGCAGCCUCAGUCCGGCGCGCCGGAUCGCACGUGGCGGACCCGCCCCCUGGGCCAGCCACGACCUGGACGCCGCCGGCCUGUGCUCGCCCGUCCUCCGCUCUCCGUGCUCCGCCGUGACUGCAGCCGGGAGAUGAGCUUCCUGAGCCGACAGCAGCCGCCGCCUACCCGCCGCGCCGCGGCCGCCUGCAGCUUGCGGCAGAAGCUCAUCUUCGCCCCGGGCAGCGACUGUGAGGAGGAAGAGGAGGAAGAGGAGGAGGAGGAAGGCAGCGGCCACAGCACCGGGGAGGACUCGGCCUUCCAGGAACCCGAUUCGCCGCUGCCGUCCGCUCGCAGCCCCGCCGAGGCCGAAGCCGAGCGCCGCCGCUCGCCCGGCGCCGAGCCCAGCAGCCCCGGAGAGCUGGAGGACGACCUGCUGCUGCGGGGUGGCGGCGGGGCCGCGGAAGCGGCGGGCGGCGGCGGCGAGGGCGACUCUUGGGAGGAGGAGGGUUUCGGCUCGUCGUCGCCCGUCAAGUCACCGGCGACCGCCUACUUUCUGGGCCCCUCGUUUUCGCCGGUGCACUGCGGCGGCCCGGGGGAUGCGUCCCCGCCGGGUUGCGGGGCGCCGCGGGCCAUGGAGGGCCCUGGCUCGCCGCCGCCCGACUAUCCAAGCACCCCGCCGCACAAGACUUUCCGUAAGCUGCGACUAUUUGACACGCCACACACGCCCAAGAGUUUGCUUUCCAAAGCUCGAGUAAUUGAUUCCAGCUCUGUUAAACUCCGGGGUGGUUCUCUAUUCAUGGACACAGAAAAAUCAGGAAAAAGAGAAUUCGACACACGGCAAACUCCUCAUGUGAAUAUUAAUCCUUUUACUCCGGAUCCUGUAUUGCUUCACUCCUCAGGACGGUGUCGUGGGAGAAAAAGAGCAUAUUUUAAUGAUUCCUCUGAAGACAUGGAAGCCAGUGAUUAUGAGUUUGAAGAUGAAACAAGACCUGCUAAAAGAAUUACAAUUACUGAAAGCAAUAUGAAGUCACGGUAUGAAACUGAAUUUCAUGAGCUGGAGAAAAUUGGUUCUGGAGAAUUUGGUUCUGUGUUUAAGUGUGUGAAGAGGCUAGAUGGAUGCAUUUAUGCCAUUAAGCGAUCAAAAAAGCCAUUGGCUGGCUCUGUUGAUGAGCAGAAUGCUUUGAGAGAAGUAUAUGCUCAUGCUGUGCUUGGACAGCAUUCCCACGUGGUUCGCUAUUUCUCUGCAUGGGCAGAAGAUGACCAUAUGCUUAUACAAAAUGAAUAUUGUAAUGGUGGGAGUUUAGCUGAUGCUAUAAAUGAGAACUACAGAAUCAUGAGCUACUUUACUGAAGGAGAGCUGAAGGAUCUGCUUUUGCAAGUUGGCCGGGGCUUGAGAUAUAUACACUCAAUGUCUUUGGUUCACAUGGAUAUAAAACCUAGUAAUAUUUUCAUAUCUCGAACCUCGAUCCCGAAUGCUGUCUCUGAGGAAGGAGAUGAAGAUGACUGGAUAUCCAACAAAGUUAUGUUUAAAAUAGGUGAUCUUGGGCAUGUGACAAGAAUCUCUAGUCCACAAGUUGAAGAAGGUGAUAGUCGUUUCCUAGCAAAUGAAGUUUUACAAGAGAACUAUAGUCAUCUACCGAAAGCAGAUAUUUUUGCCCUUGCUCUCACAGUCGUGUGUGCUGCUGGUGCUGAACCCCUCCCCAGAAAUGGAGACCAGUGGCAUGAAAUCAGGCAGGGUCGAUUACCUCGGAUUCCACAAGUGCUUUCCCAGGAGUUGACAGAGUUGCUAAAAGUUAUGAUCCACCCUGAUCCGGAAAGAAGGCCUUCGUCGAUGGAGCUGGUGAAGCAUUCAGUGUUGCUGUCUGCAUCUAGAAAGAGCGCAGAGCAGUUACGGAUCGAACUGAAUGCUGAGAAAUUCAAAAAUUCUCUUUUGCAGAAAGAACUCAAGAAAGCCCAAAUGGCAGCCAAAGUUGCAGCUGAGGAACGGGCACUCUUCACGGAUCGGAUGGCCACUAGGUCCACCACCCAGAGUAAUAGAACUUCUCGACUUAUUGGAAAGAAAAUGAACCGCUCUGUCAGCCUAACUAUAUACUGAACUGUUCACAUCCCCACUGCCCCCACAAAAAAAACUGUGACAAGAGGAAGCUAGGUUGAAAUCACUGCUAGAAUCCGCUUUGCAUUUACUUUGUCCAUUGGGAUCAGUAGUUUUCCUGAAAUGCCUUGUAGGACUUAAGUGAAUUACAGUUGAGAGCUAUAUUCUGACUUGGCUAUGUCAGGCGUUUGUCUCAUCUUCCCGUCUGUUUCAUGUAGGAUGUCAGUCACUGUUGGAUGUUCCACCAGCCUUUGCAGGGUUAACCACUGUGGUGGUAUGCUGCUUAUCAUUCACUAUUGCAGUGUAAUGAAAGGUAUCUUUCCUUGUUACGACCCUUAGAAAGGACUCAAGGGCUUUACUGGGAACAUCCUCUCCCUUCAGAAAGGGAGACACUCAGAGACUAGUACUACUCAGCCUCCGAUGUACCUGUGUCAGUCCAUGUCUCUUUUUUCUAUUGUGAAUUAUACUUGUAUAUCCAAC
Molecule: messenger RNA, 2749 nt
Organism: Peromyscus leucopus (white-footed mouse)
Lineage: Eukaryota; Metazoa; Chordata; Mammalia; Rodentia; Cricetidae
Gene: Wee1
Product: WEE1 G2 checkpoint kinase
Exons: 11
Coding region: 329-2272 (647 amino acids)
Biological process (GO): mitotic cell cycle; protein phosphorylation
Cellular component (GO): nucleus
Molecular function (GO): ATP binding; magnesium ion binding; non-membrane spanning protein tyrosine kinase activity
Source: RefSeq, a predicted model, not a curated record